AUGUUUCCGAAGGAUAAAACUGUUUCAAAGCAGUGGUUAAUAGCGAUUCGCAGGGACAACUAUACCCCUUCAAAACAUUCGCGUGUUUGUAAAAAACAUUUCAACCCUGACGAUUAUGCGUUACCUAAAGAACCAAAUACAGAAAAUCCUACUCCUAAACUAAAACCAAAAGCGGUGCCUAGUCGAUUUUCCUGGAACCAUGAAAGUGAAGAGACAAAGGAAAUUAAAAGAAAACAUGCAGAGAGAGCUCUUCAACGUCAAAUGAAACAACGUGAAACUGCAACACUAUGA
This is a messenger RNA of Parnassius apollo (apollo), 291 nucleotides long. NCBI's taxonomy places the organism in Eukaryota, Metazoa, Arthropoda, Insecta, Lepidoptera, Papilionidae. The record is from the annotation of a GenBank genome assembly.